This is a messenger RNA of Sebastes umbrosus (honeycomb rockfish), 1792 nucleotides long. RefSeq names its product protein phosphatase 1 regulatory subunit 36. Bases 102 to 1463 code for a protein of 453 amino acids. The transcript is spliced from 11 exons. Gene Ontology annotation, biological process: negative regulation of phosphatase activity. The record is from RefSeq and is a predicted model, not a curated record. Gene Ontology annotation, molecular function: phosphatase binding. NCBI's taxonomy places the organism in Eukaryota, Metazoa, Chordata, Actinopteri, Perciformes, Sebastidae.
CCUCACCAUUGGCUGUUGCCUGGCAACAGUGCUAACUAACAUUAACCAACUGCACGGAGGAAGAAGUUCGAGUCAACCUGGAGAAAGUUUUGUUCACAAAAAUGCCGAAAUAUCCCGAGGAGCUGAGAAACGUGAGUGUGCCGCCUCCAGGCCGCUGGGUGUGGAGGGAGGAGACUCGGACACUGGAGUUGAUCAGUUCUGGUCCAACAGAGGAGGGCGUUUUGAGGAAAAGGAGGCAAAUCAAUGUCAAUUUCAGCGAUCUUCAGCAGCGAUCAGAAUGGUUGGCUGAGAUCUCCACGUCGAACCAUAGAGGGCGCCAAAGCAUCAGAAAGAGCCUGAGCCCUGCUCAUCUGCAUGCUUACAGGUCCUUCGUAUUGAAGAAUCAAGGGGGCCGCAUCACCACUGAUGAUGUUAAACAGGUGGCUGUCAGUUUGCUGCAGGAGAAUUACUCGCUUCCUAUUCCUUUCUGCUUCUUGGCUGUAUUGAAGAGUAAAGAGCUUGAUGAAGUCCUGGCUGCCCUUCUCCUUUACCUGUCUUUUUUCUUUGAACACAAUUCUCUGGAGAAAUCAUCUAAGUCUUUCAUGACUGUAGACCUCUUCACCGAGCACAAGAUGAAGGCAGAGACUUUGGCCAAAAAGGAGAUAGUACAAAAGAAGCUGGCUGUCCGCUACUUCAACCUAAUCAUGGACCUGGACACACCAUCAUAUCACAAGGGCUGGAUGUCGUCAAACAGCACACGAUGGCUGCUGCAUGCGUGCUUGUACAGCUUCUUCUGUUUUGUGGCCUGGGUGACGUUUGGCAGGAAGGACCUGAGGGACAUCCAAGAGGAGGUGGGGCGUCUUUUGUACUCUGACACCUUCAACACGGCAAUGAGGAAUAGGACUGAGAGAGACUCAGGAAUGGCCUUCGCCAGCGUUAAUGGUUCAGUGAAGACGGGAGAAGCUGACCCCAAGGAGACGGGAUGUAGUGGCGCAUUCAAGCACAGAACGUCCCAGAGGCGUCCAGCUCUCAGCAGCAUAGUUAAUCAGCGAUCCCCACUGAUGGUAUGUCUGCUGCCCUCGCCCAAAGAACGGUCACCCCAUCUGUUCCUCGGCAGCCGGGCCGGGAGGCAGAGCCCGCCGUUGGCCAAGCACUGUGACACCAAGGCCCUGGCGGAGGAGCUCAACCAGCAGCUGGCCAAUGUCAGCGUUGGGAUUCUUGGCAAGUCGUAUAGACAUUUCAUCCGCAGUACCCUGAUACCCUACAGAGAACAGAUAAACAACAGAGAUGAGGACGACGACCUUGAACCAGAGAGUGAUGGUAAUAACGACAGCGAGGAUCCUCCUGGCGUCCACGUUCAACAAGGUAGCAGGUCGUCCUUCACGGGACCCAAGUCCAGAGGCCUCGCCAGAUACGGCAGCACCACCCACGCAAACACUGGAAACUCUGCAGCUACCGUUGAGGAAGUGACCUCAGAUAACUGAAUGAUGUGUAUGUGUGAAAGUGGCAGAAUGUUUUGAGUGUGCAUUUUCAUUGGCAUAACGCAGACAUUGCAUGCGCACAGUGGUCUUCCAAAUGCAUUCCUCAGCACAGCCCACAGGGUCAACAACAGAGAGAAAGACUCAGGCAGGAGCUCCAGUUUUUUUUUCUGUUUUGCUCAUGUGUGGCUCAUUUUCAGAAAGCACCUCCCUGGACUAUCUCACACACAUACACACACACACACCGUAUUUGUUGGGAUUUGCUUAUGAAUUUAAAUCAGUUUCUUAUUUCUCAGCUGUUGGUACUGCUGAAUAAAAUAUAAUGAAAUCCAUAA